Molecule: messenger RNA, 546 nt
Organism: Morchella sextelata
Lineage: Eukaryota; Fungi; Ascomycota; Pezizomycetes; Pezizales; Morchellaceae
Exons: 1
Coding region: 1-546 (181 amino acids)
Source: RefSeq, a predicted model, not a curated record
AUGGCCGAGUUUGCGACAAACAAUCAUCCUUCGGAAACAACAAAAGUCUCUCCUUUUUAUGCCAAUUCGGGAAGAAAUCCAAGGAUGACUUUUGGUCCUUUGGAACAUGGUCAAACGAGGGUGGACAAUCAAGCGAACCGUAUUGCAAGAGAAAUGAAGGAUGUAGUGGAUUUUCUAAGAGAAGAGAUGUUUCGGGCGCAAAGGAUACAAGAAGAGUCAGCCAAUAGGAAUCGGACUACAGCUCCUCGUUACUAUUUAGGAGAUAAAGUUUUCCUAUCGACCCGUCAUAUUCUAACAAAGCGGCCUUCUAAGAAAUUCGACUGGAAACGUAUUGGAUCUUAUAGCGUUAAGUGGAUCAUCAAUCCCUAUGCUUACGAGUUGGAACUUCCCCGAUCGAUGAAAAUUCAUCCAGUAUUUCAUGUUUCGUUAUUGUCACCCGAAGCAAAUGAUCCUUUACCAGGACAACAACAAUUGCCACCACCUUCGGUUGAAAUCGAAGGGGAGGAAGAAUGGGAAGUCAAAGAUAUUUUGGAUUCGAGGAAAUGA